Ochotona princeps (American pika) is the source of this 1829-nucleotide messenger RNA. It is a transcript of the gene RHBDL3, whose product is annotated as rhomboid like 3. The record is from RefSeq and is a predicted model, not a curated record. Gene Ontology annotation, cellular component: membrane. The transcript is spliced from 9 exons. Gene Ontology annotation, molecular function: serine-type endopeptidase activity; calcium ion binding. The coding region runs from base 348 to 1562 and encodes 404 amino acids. NCBI's taxonomy places the organism in Eukaryota, Metazoa, Chordata, Mammalia, Lagomorpha, Ochotonidae.
CUCGGGCGCAGAGCGGGGGCCGCGGGAAGCGGGAAGGGAGCGGCGGGGCCGCGGCCGGCCCAAGGGCGCCCUCGCCUCGGAGUCAGGCGCAGGGGCUGGGGCGGACGAGGCGGAGGCUGGCGGCGCGGCGAGUGCCGAGAAGUUUGGCUGCGCAGGGGCCGGGCGUCCCGGGGCUGCGAGCGGGCGGCUGCGGCGGUGGCGGCACGGGGGGCCGGGGCCAUGGGGGGCAGGCACCAGCGGCCCGGCGGGCGCGGAGGUGGCGCGCGGUGCCCCGAGCCCCGCUAGCUGCUCAAAGUUAGCCCCGGCGCCCCGGGACGGGCGCUGCGGCUGCCGGAGCCUCCCCGGCCAUGGGCGAGCACCCCAGCCCAGGCCCCGCAGUGGCCGCCUGCGCCGAGGCAGAGCGCAUCGAGGAGCUGGAACCAGGGUCGCAGGAGCGGCCGCGCGCGGCGCCGGAAGACCACUGGAAAGUCCUGUUUGAUCAGUUUGACCCUGGCAACACGGGCUUCAUUAGCACAGGCAAGUUCCGGAGCCUGCUGGAGAACCACAGCUCUUCCCUGGACCCCCACAAGAGAGAGGUGCUGCUGGCCCUGGCUGACAGCCAUGCCGAUGGACAGAUCUGCUACCAGGACUUUGCCAGCCUGAUGAGCAACAAACGUUCCAACAGCUUCCGCCAGGCCAUCCUGCAGGGCAACCGCCGGCUCAGCAGCAAGGCCCUGCUGGAGGAGAAGGGGCUGAGCCUCUCACAGCGGCUCAUCCGCCACGUGGCCUACGAGACCCUACCCCGGGAGAUUGACCGCAAGUGGUACUACGACAGCUACACCUGCUGCCCCCCGCCCUGGUUUAUGAUCACAGUCACACUGCUGGAGGUGGCCUUUUUCCUCUACAAUGGGGUGUCCCUGGGCCAGUUUGUGCUGCAGGUGACUCAUCCCCACUACCUGAAGAACUCACUGGUUUACCACCCCCGGCUCCGAGCGCAGGCGUGGCGCUACCUGACCUACGUCUUCAUGCAUGCGGGGAUAGAACACCUGGGCCUCAACGUGGCACUGCAGCUGCUGGUGGGUGUGCCCCUGGAGAUGGUGCAUGGAGCCGCCCGCAUCGGGCUUGUCUACGUGGCUGGCGUGGUUGCAGGGUCCCUGGCGGUGUCCGUGGCUGACAUGACUGCACCAGUCGUGGGCUCUUCUGGAGGGGUGUAUGCGCUUGUGUCUGCCCAUCUGGCCAACAUCGUCAUGAACUGGUCGGGCAUGAAGUGCCAGUUCAAGCUGCUGCGGAUGGCUGUGGCCCUGAUCUGUAUGAGCAUGGAGUUUGGGCGGGCUGUGUGGCUCCGCUUCCACCCGUCGGCCUAUCCCCCGUGCCCUCACCCGAGCUUCGUGGCCCACCUGGGCGGCGUGGCCGUGGGCAUCACGCUGGGUGUGGUGGUCCUGAGGAACUAUGAGCAGAGACUGCAGGACCAGUCGCUGUGGUGGAUCUUUGUGGCCAUGUACGCCGUCUUCGUGCUGUUCGCCGUCUUCUGGAACAUCUUUGCCUAUACCCUGCUGGACCUGAAGCUACCACCGCCCCCGUAAGGGGCCCGAGGACCCAGGCAGGGGAGGGGAGGGAGUUCUGCAAGGCCAGGGAAGCACCGGAGAUGGAGAUCGGCAGGAUGGCCGCUGCUGGGUUUUUUGUUCAGAUUGGGUCUGGGUGAAGGCCUGGGGCGGGGCACAAGGGACCUCCUCUCUGCCCCCGUCCCUGACCUGGGUUGGGGUUGUUGCAGGUAGGUGCCCUCCUCAUGUUCUUCCCCAUUGCCAGCUGGACCGCAGCCUGUCUGACACCUUUGCCCUGGCAAGGUGUAA